Messenger RNA from Polyodon spathula (Mississippi paddlefish), 3046 nucleotides. RefSeq names its product thymocyte expressed, positive selection associated 1 (gene tespa1). Gene Ontology annotation, molecular function: signaling receptor binding. The record is from RefSeq and is a predicted model, not a curated record. The transcript has 12 exons. Bases 258 to 2117 code for a protein of 619 amino acids. Lineage: Eukaryota; Metazoa; Chordata; Actinopteri; Acipenseriformes; Polyodontidae.
UGAGAGUCACGAUGCUGCUGUUGCUGUCGCUGCAGGUUUGAAGCACAAGUGACUUCCCAUUGUGCCCUUCACGACGUGCCUCGGAUAAGCGCUGCUGCAGGAGAAGCGCGGAGGAGUGAGCCAGCCCCAGAGCCGCGGGAUGGGACUGGGGGAGAGAGCCGGCUCAGUGCUGUAGAGAGACAAGGAGACACCCCGGGACAGGGAGACUGGACCAUGAACUGACUGAGACUAGUGGCAGCAGCGUUGGGUGCGGAGCGAUGGAGCCCCAGGGCCCCCCCCUGCUCACUCCGUCCCCCACAGAGAAGCGGCGCGCCUGGGUGAGGAGCAGCCGGCACUGGCUCACUCUGGAAGAGGGGGUGAUCCCGCAAGCCUGUGAACCCCAACUUGAUGAGGUCUUCCUGGAAGGAAGCAAGGCUGGAAAGAUUGAGAGCUGGCUGCAGGACUGUGGAUCGGCCACAGAGUUCUUCCCUGAAGACUCAAUCAAUCGAGCUGCUGAAUCUUUCCUGAAAACUGGAUACAGUUUAGAAGACGACCUGACUUUAGGAGCAGAAGCGAUCGUGUUAAACAGAACUAAAGAUGAACCAACACUGGGACAUUAUUCAUUGCUGCCACCUCCUAGACCUCGAGGGAAACAGAACAGAGAGACGGUUCCUCUGGGCUCUCUCACAGAGAAGUUGAAUCCGUUCCAGUUCAUGAGCCUGGGAAACAGCAUGGCCUCCAGCGGACUAUCGAGUGGGACCAGUAAGACCGCGUCCAGCGUGUCUGAGAUCCUGGAGCUGUGCUCGGAGGAUGCCGAGGAGAUCCUCUAUAACCUGGGCUUCGGGCAGGAUGAGCUGGCGCUCCCGGCCAGGAUUCCCACCAGAUUCUUCAACUUCCCGUCCAGCGUCCAGGGGAUCAACUUCCGACUGUUCCUGGAGUCACAGCUGCAGCGCGUGCGCGAGGAGGACCCCUGCCUCUCCCUGGCCAGUCGCUUCCGGCAGGUGGAGGUCCUCACCACCAUGGCCAACGCCUUCUACUCCCUCUACUCCCACGUCUCCAAGACCCCUGUCCAGAAGCUUGCCCCUCCGGAGUUCUCCUUCUCCUCUCCCAUGGAGAAGAUCAGCCUGCGGUUCAACAGCGUCCGCAGUGAGCCCCGCUCCCCCGUGGACAGGCUCAAGGACACCAUCUCCAAGAUGUGCCUGUACACUGGCUCCAGGGAGUCCCUGGGCUCCCCGGGGCCCUCCCCUCGAGCUAGUCCCAAGAAGAGGAGCAGCAUGCCCAACGUGGUGGAGAGGAUCCUGGAGAUGUCCGAGGCUGGAACCCCAAAGCAGCUGAGCAGGGCCGGGUCCGGGCAGGACCCAGCGGAAGGGCUUUCAAGCUCCGGUUCUGUAGGGGGUUCUAGAAGCCCCGUCACGGGGUGUGCUCUAGAACCCCUCUGGCGUUCUGAAUCAGGAAAGUUCUGCCAGGAUGUUAUCUGCCCGCUAAUUGUGGAAAUGGUGCAUAAAGAACCCUUUGCUUGUUUGGUUCAUACUGAGAUGGAAGGCAAUGUUGGAUCUGUGGGUUUGACUCUGCAGCCUAGCGUUGGUUUGGGUAAGACAACCGGCACGCGAGAGGCAUCCAGCGAGGAGCCCGUCACUGUGAAGGCUCACAGAUGCCUGAGGGAUGGGUCAUUUCCACAGUCGUGCACAGAGAGGGGCACCAGGGCUUCUGAAGAUGUUUCUAGAGAUCCUGAGGCGAUCCUCGACCCAGUCUGCAGGACAACCGUCAACUGCACGGAGGGAGAUCUGGGCUUGGUUGAGGAGCUGGAUCUCUCCGAGAUUACUAUGGAGCGGUUUGGGGACAGCGAGCAGAGCGGAGCCUGUGCAAAGCUGAAAGAAUCCUCGCCGUUCCCGGGGUAUUUGUGUCCUGGCAAGGAGGGAGCUCACACCUUGAAGCAAGAGAACUCUUUCGAGAUGGAGGAGGUUCAAAGCACUGGUGAAGAUGACAUCAGCCUAUUGGAGGCCAGGAAUCUGAUGACCUCAUCUCCUCUGUCAGCUGUCACUACGGGACACAGAGACGUGAUCCUGCGAGGGGACAGCGUGCAGUCGGACAGCAGCGGCUUCGUGGAGGACGACUUUCAGAACCAGGGGCAGAACUAGAAGCAGAGCAAACCCAGAACCAGAGCGAGCCAUGCCGGUUCUGCUUCCCAGAAUCGGAUUGGACCCGGCCCGCUCUUACACGAUCCGGGUGUGGUGCCAGCUGCUUCGAGACCCAAGAAGAGAAACUAAACAGAUUCAACGAGCGACAUUAAGACUGUCAUUGAAGACGCUGAAAACGUCUGGUGCUGAAUUUAUUAAGUUUCUUUCAAUAUUUGUUUUUUUUUUGAGAGUUAUGGGUCAGAUCCACAUCUUGUACAAUUUGCACACCAGCGCUGCCUACAGCUGUUAAAUUUGCAUGUCGGAAUUUGUGUUGUUGGUCUGUUGAAGUUGUGACAGCUGCUGUGGAAGCUGUUCUCUGCACACUCCCCUCUCAAAGGAUUGCAGUGUUUUACGAUUAGCGCUUGCUGCGAACUGCGAGAUGCAUUUUUCUAUUCCUAUUCUGCGGGGAAGCGUGCUGUUCUAUUUAUUUAGAGAAAUGAAUAAAGAGUAUUUAUAACAGAGGUAGUUCACUUCUUGCAUGGUUUUAAUAAGGAUACGCUCAGAAUAAGACAAACAGGGACCCUAGUUAUGGUCACAUUUACUACAGUAUAUAUAUACACUCUCAACUGUGUAAAGCAGGGGUCUCCAACCCUAUCCAGCAGGUUUCUACAUCAUAAAUGGAUAAAGAUCUGUUAAUCUUGACUAAUUAAGCCAAUAAUUGAUGCAAUUAAUUGACGGCUGGGUUGCAACAAAAACCAGGAGACCCUGCAGCUCUCCAGGACCAGGGCUGGAGACCCCUGGUGUCAAGCCUAUGAUCAAGCAGACUUAGGGGCUGGGAGACACAGAGAGUGGGGAAGGGAUGGAACGGGUUACCUGGCCAUGUUGUUGAGGCAGAAUCAGCGGGAUCUUUUAAGAGCCCGACUUGACCAAUUGAGAUCAAUCAGCUACCA